CAUCGCCGAGAAAAACAACUCAAGAAUCAAGAACGUGUAAAAUAUUUAAAUUGUAUGAGCUUUUUAUCUAGCUAAGUAUAUGAAAUGGCAGAUAAAAAAAAGAAAAUAUUUCUUUCGAAGGAGUCUAGUGCUCCAAAAAGGCCAGUUAUAUUGAAAUCGGACCGAGAUACUACCAAAGAUCUACCGAAAGAAAAAGAAAAGCCGCCAACCAUCAUUUUAAAGACUCGUGAACAAAGUGCACCAAAAGAAGAGAGACCGCUGAGCCCUAAUGUUCAGGCUGCAGAAAAUGAGGGGCCUCAACCUUCCAAAAUUGCUCAAAAUGAGAAUAAGGAGAAGAAAAUUAUAGAACAGAAGCCAAGUGCACCACUAAAGUACAUGACCGAACCAGUUAAGCUUCUGGAUGAAAACUUAGAGUUCAACAGUGCAGCACUAGAAUUCCUGCAUGACUCCAGCGUUAAUUACCUUGUUGUUGGAAUAAUUGGUACUCAAGGUGUUGGUAAAUCUAUGAUCCUUAACCUAAUUGCCCAGAAUAACCCAGUACCUGAUUUGUGUACACAAAUCCUAAACUCUCACGAAAUACCAACCAACCUCGCUUUCGAUGGCAACGAUGUCUCAUCACUGGAAAAUCAAAUUGACGGCCUUCACUUUUAUGAAGCUCCGGAAACUAAUGGGACUAAUGGGAAGGUGGAAAGUAGUUUCUUCAAAUUUAAAAUGCAAGAUAUUGACCAGAUUGAAAGAGGAGUACACUGCACAAAAGGUGUAGACAUGUAUGUAACCACAGACCGCGUGAUACUCCUCGACUGCCAGGCGCUAUGGUCACCCGCACUAAUAGAGGAGACUAACAUCAACCCCAUAACGUCCAGGAGCGCGAACGUGGUCACAGUCGAUUGUCUCCAAGUCGCAUCCUUCCUUAUGGCGGUAUGCCAUGUUCUUAUAGCAGCUCAGGACUGGUUUACGGACUACAAUUUUAUUAGAUAUCUCCAAACAGCCGAGAUGUUGAAACCGUCCCUAUCAGCCUCAAGUUCCGCUAGCUCCGAAGAGGCUUCAUGCGGCGAGAGCCACCCCCACUUACUGCUUCUGCACAACCGCUGUCAACUUGAGGACUACACCCCGGAGGCUGUCAAAACUAUGCAGGACUUAUACAGGAAAGCGUUCCAAAGGUCGAGCCUGCAGCUAAACUCGGGCAUGUACAUGUACAGCGACUCGAACCGGAACGGUCUGAGCGCGGACUGUCAGGGCUGCAGUUUGGACACGUGCGGACCGCCGCUCAACCUGUUCCUGUUGCCGGAGAUCUACGAUGAUUUUGAUAACCAAGAGAUCUAUCGCGGCCACCCUACGUUCGAGGAACUGUCGAAGCGACUCCGCUGGAUGGUGCUCGGCGUCAACCGACACCCCAUCACCAACGUGCCGAACCUGUCCGAGCGCGCCUGGUUCCAGUACUGCAUCAAGGCUUGGGAGACCAUCAGGAAAUGCACCUUCUUCAUGGAGUAUGAGAGGUUCCUACCGUGAC
Molecule: messenger RNA, 1510 nt
Organism: Cydia amplana
Lineage: Eukaryota; Metazoa; Arthropoda; Insecta; Lepidoptera; Tortricidae
Product: nonsense-mediated mRNA decay factor SMG9-like
Exons: 8
Coding region: 85-1509 (474 amino acids)
Biological process (GO): nuclear-transcribed mRNA catabolic process, nonsense-mediated decay
Source: RefSeq, a predicted model, not a curated record